CUUUGUUUUGUUUUGGCAGAUGCUUGCUCAGAAAUCUGGCAACAUCAUCAACAUGUCCUCUGUGGCUUCCAGCAUCAAAGGAGUUGUGAACAGAUGCGUGUACAGUGCCACCAAGGCCGCGGUGAUCGGCCUCACCAAGUCGGUGGCCGCCGACUUCAUCCAGCAGGGCAUCCGCUGCAACUGCGUGUGUCCAGGAACGGUCGAUACCCCAUCUCUGCAAGAAAGGAUACAAGCCAGGCCCAAUCCUGAGGAGGCCCUGAGCGACUUUCUGAAGAGACAGAAGACUGGAAGGUUCGCCACCGCAGAAGAAGUGGCCCAACUGUGUGUGUACCUGGCGUCAGACGAGAAAAUGAAAUCUGGCCUCCCCAGUGGCGCAGCGGGUUGAGCACAGCGCUGUGAAGCUAUCCACAGCCUCUGCAGCACAGGUUCGAUUCCUGGCCAGCCAGGGAGAAACCCACAUGGUGCGCAGCAGACCUCUCCUGUCUUGCCCGCUGCUCCCCUCAGCAGUGUGUUUCGGUCCAUCUGCCUGUUCUGCUCCCUGCUCUGUCUCUGGUGAAUCCUCUUACCCUCCCGCGCCUCCGGCCUGUACCCCAGCUAGUGUAUAAAAAUAAAUAAAUAUUUUAAAAAUCAAUCAAUCAAUCAGUAAAAGAAAGUGAAAACUACUGUGGGGAAAAAAACUAAAAAUUUUUAACUCCUUUAGUUUUGCACACAUUGGGAUACCUGAAGCUUGUGUAGAAUAUUUCCUCAGAGUUCAAUGGAUUAUAAUAGCUUGAUUAUUCAGUGUAUUAUUUUUAUUAAUUAAAUUGUUUUUCUUACAUCAUUGUAGUCCCCAGAGCUCUCCUCUUCAUACAGAUUUUAAAAACAUUUCAUGUGCUUCAGUUACCAAAAUUAUCUUUGUAUAUUCACCAACUAAGUACAUACAAUUUUUUUAUUUUUGUUUGGAAACUGAUGUGAUCACUUCAGAUGACACACUUGAUUAUGUUUAAAAGCAUAUUGGAGCCAUAAAAUUCAGCCAGUUUAGCAUGAUUCUGAGUUUCCAAGUGAAAAUGGGCAUUCCAGCCGACACUUGAUCCUAACCUGUGCCAUGGCUGUGUGUCACUGGACUUCUGAGUUUCCAGAUUCUGAAACCAAAUACCCAGCAGACUGUGUUCAGGGACACCCAGGGGAUUAAGUCCUCUGGGAUUAAUCCCAUUCAGUAAAUUUUCUGUGCCGUUAAAUUUUCUGUGCCGUGCGAGGUUUCUUGUUACUGCAAGAGGAACUAGUGCAGCCAUAGAGACACGGAAGCCAUGUAGAAACACUUGUGUUAAACCGCUUGGUUGUUCGGCCCUGUCUCCC
Messenger RNA from Talpa occidentalis (Iberian mole), 1335 nucleotides. RefSeq names its product dehydrogenase/reductase SDR family member 6-like. Gene Ontology annotation, molecular function: 3-hydroxybutyrate dehydrogenase activity. Gene Ontology annotation, cellular component: cytoplasm. Gene Ontology annotation, biological process: siderophore biosynthetic process. The record is from RefSeq and is a predicted model, not a curated record. Bases 20 to 385 code for a protein of 121 amino acids. Lineage: Eukaryota; Metazoa; Chordata; Mammalia; Eulipotyphla; Talpidae. The transcript has 5 exons.